AUGGAUCGCCUGGUGCCUCUGCUGCUCGGGGUCGCUCUCGUGACCCCCGGCCUGGCCGAGGUCAUUUCGAGACGCACCUGUGGGGAAGUUGUGGGUGACUUCUACCAGUUCUCCGCCAAGACCCUUAACGGUUCGAACCUCAUCGACUUCGAGGAGUACCGAGGGAAGGUGUUGCUGGUUGCCAACGUGGCGACCUACUGAGGGCUCACCAUUCCCUCGUACACCCAAAUGAAUGCACUUGCUGAAUACUACGAGGGCCAAGAUUUCGUCAUUCUUGGCUUCCCUUGCAACCAGUUCGGUCUGCAAGAGCCCGGAGCCACGGCCGAUGAGCUCCUAAAUGGCGUCCGUUACGUCCGUCCGGGUGGCGGCUUCGAGCCUCAGAUGACCAUCUUCCAGAAGACGCAGGUCAACGGGGACAGCGAGGACCCAAUCUACACGUUCUUGAAGAGCGGCUGUGAAUACACAGACACGGACUUCUCUUCGGGUCUGUACUACGAGCCUCUUCGGGUCGGAGAUCUCCACUGGAACUUCGAAAAAUUCCUCAUUAACAGGGAAGGAAAACCCGUCUACAGGUACCACCCGUCCGUCGUCGACCCGGAGGACCUGAAGGCGGACAUCAACGCCCUCCUUAAUGCUUAGAAAGGACCUGUAAACUUGGCCUAUAAGGGAAAGCCCUUGUCUCCUGAUCCAGAAGCCACGCCUACGAGUGCCCUUACGUAUGACCGCAUCGCCGUAAACCUUCGGGAGGGCGGUGUGUGAGGGGGGCGAGGGGCGGGCGGCUCUUGUGCAUUCUGCUCGCCCGUCUCUCUGUCCCAAGGGUGCUGUGGGCGUGGCUGUGGGCGUGGAGGCGGGGCUGAACAUCUACCUCCGUGCCGAUCAACAAAACUGAUUUUGAUCAAUAAAUUAUUAUUACAUGA
Penaeus chinensis is the source of this 917-nucleotide messenger RNA. Its product is annotated as glutathione peroxidase-like. The transcript is spliced from 4 exons. The record is from RefSeq and is a predicted model, not a curated record. NCBI's taxonomy places the organism in Eukaryota, Metazoa, Arthropoda, Malacostraca, Decapoda, Penaeidae. Gene Ontology annotation, biological process: response to oxidative stress. Gene Ontology annotation, molecular function: glutathione peroxidase activity.